Molecule: messenger RNA, 1081 nt
Organism: Cuscuta epithymum
Lineage: Eukaryota; Viridiplantae; Streptophyta; Magnoliopsida; Solanales; Convolvulaceae
Source: the annotation of a GenBank genome assembly
GGGAGCAUCAUUUUCAGAGGCUAUUUCUGAACUUUUUGUGGAAACAUUAGAAACUUGCGAGGAAAUAGAGAUUACGAAUGCCAACCCACAAAAACAAAUGAAAUGAAAGCGAAGAUAGACCAGAGGCGAGGGUUCCAGUUCUUGUUCAUGAGCAUUCCGUCCGGCAAGGUUGAGGAAUUAUUAUUAAUUCAAUGAGGAGAUUUAGUUGGCGGCGGAUUCUCAACACGUUGACGCUGGUGGCGGCGAUUUUGGUUUCCGCGGAAGCGAUGCGGUUCGAUCUGCAAUCCGGAAACUCCAAGUGCAUCGCGGAUGACAUUACCGAAAACGCCAUGACCGUCGGCAAGUACUCCGUCAUCAACCCCAUUGACGGCUACCCCCUGCCGGACUCCCACAAGGCCACCGUCCGGGUAACUUCUCCCUAUGGACAUCACUAUCACUAUGUAGAACAUGUAGAGUCGGGUAAUUUUGCAUUUACUGCAGCAGAGUCGGGCAACUAUAUCGUUUGUUUCUGGGCACCGGAUCACAAGCCACCCUUCACACUGUCAAUUGAGUUUGAUUGGAAGACUGGGUUUGCUGCCAAGGAUUGGUCCAAAGUUGCCAAGAAAGACCAGAUUGAAGAGAUGGAACUUGAGCUUAUGAAAUUGUUGGACACAGUCUCAUCCAUUCAUGAUGAGAUGUUCUAUCUUCGUGAAAGGGAAGAAGAAAUGCAAGAACUGAACAUAGCAACCAAUGGGAAAAUGGCCACUUUUAGUUUUCUGUCCCUCUUCGUUUGCCUGUCUGUGGCUGGUCUGCAGCUUUUGCAUUUGAAGUCAUUCUUUGAGAGGAAAAAACUCAUCUAAAUUCUUUCUCACUUUCUUUCUUUCUUUUCUCUGGGUAGUCCGCCUGCAGAUUCCCAGUAUUUAUACACAGGAACCAGCUAUAAUUUAGGUAGUAGGGUAUGUAGAUGACAAAACCAACUUCAUAACAUCCCCUUUUUUAUUAUCGACCUGAUAUCUGAGGAUAUUUGACAAAUUUUAAUUUUUGUGAUUAAAAACGAUGGAACUACAAUAGUAUAUGAUAGCUGUAGCAAUUCUUUUAGUAA